Messenger RNA from Rodentolepis nana, 927 nucleotides. Lineage: Eukaryota; Metazoa; Platyhelminthes; Cestoda; Cyclophyllidea; Hymenolepididae. The record is from the annotation of a GenBank genome assembly.
AUGAUACUUAAUGGCAUAUCGGUUCUAAAUGCAUCCAAUCGUAGUGAAGGAAACUCGUCAGCUUUUGUUUCAAAUGAUUUUAUUUUCUUGCAAUCGAAGGGUGCUCAAGCAUUUGCAGGAGUAAUGGCCUUUACCUCAAUAAUCAUCACCUGUCACCAGAUAUACCUUCAUCUUGUUAAUUACACUACCCCUCGUGAGCAGCGAUGGAUUGUCCGAAUUCUCUUUCUCGUUCCUUUAUAUGCUUUUCAAUCCUGGUUUAGUCUAAUGUUUCUUCGUCACCAGGAUUCCUAUAUAUACUUGGAUACCAUACGCGAUUGUUAUGAAGCCUUCGUAAUCUACAGUUUUCUGAGCUUAUGCUAUGAGUACCUUGGCGGAGAAAGUUGUAUAAUGGCUGAAAUUCGCGGUAAAGAAAUUCCGUACUCUUGGUUUUUCUGCACCUUCUGUUUUUCUGGCCAAGUCUUCACUAUGGGCUUCCUCAGAUUCUUCAAACAGGCAACUCUGCAAUUCUGUCUUGUGAAACCUCUGAUGGCCAUCGCAAUCAUAAUAAUGCAGGCUCUCGGUGUUUACAAGCAUGGAAUUUGGAGUGUUUCGAAUGGAUACUUCUAUACAACGAUAAUCUACAACAUAUCUGCGUUUCUGGCUUUCUAUGCUCUGGUUCUCUUUUAUCUUGCCACCAGUUCUAUUCUGAGACCGUUCGAUCCAAUUAUCAAAUUUGCGGUUGUCAAGUCUAUCGUGUUUCUGAGCUUUUGGCAGGGUGUGAUUUUGGCAAUUCUCGAAAAGGCGGCAAUUCUACCUGCUUUGCCUCACAGUAAUGCUGGAACAGUAGCAGCAGGCAUUCAAAACUUCCUCAUCUGCAUUGAAAUGGUUGCUGCGGCUAUCGCACUUCGCUACGCCUUCCCGUACAAACUCUACGCUAUUGGCGUGAAU